GCACCACUACGCCACGGCCGAGGUCACCGCAGCCUUCGAGAGAGGCCUCCUCGUCGACAACGCGAAGCCGGAGGAGACAGAGCCCAAUCCCGAGCCUGGCGCGGACACUCGCGUCGGCUCCCCUCAGGCAGCGGCUCCGGCCCCUCGGGCCGAGGAAUCGUCCAAUGCUGCGGCGAUGCAGUCGCUGGCGGCAUUGAACUCCAUGCAGUCGCAAGUCAGAACGAUGUCGCUGGUUAUCGGUGGUCUCGCCGCACUCAAUGCUGGGCUUAUCUUCGCCCUCCUCAGAAACAAGCACUGA
This is a messenger RNA of Symbiodinium necroappetens, 298 nucleotides long. Lineage: Eukaryota; Dinophyceae; Suessiales; Symbiodiniaceae. The record is from the annotation of a GenBank genome assembly.